UUCACAGAAGAAGAACUCACUUCGAUGACUACAGUGGUCCAACUUCAACUAUUUUAGAGGUUUUUUUUUUUUCUUUUCUUAUUUCAGAGUCGUGAAUUGGUGCUAUGUCUUCUGAAAUGACUGGACAGACACCGUGCCUGACCAGCCGAUGGGAUCAGCCUGCUCACCCUAAAAGUGCAGAUACAGUAAUACAGAACACAGUUGAAAAUGCAGCCCAUUCUAUCUCUUUGUCUGAAGUUGUCGGGUCUGCUGGGUCGAGCCAGCCACUGCAGGCAGGAGCUGAAUUGUUGACAUCAGAAAUAGAAAAGCCAGUAUCCCGAGGAGGAGUGGAAAUGGCUGCAGCCAUGGCUGCUAAAAUAAAUGCUAUGUUGAUGGCAAAGGGAAAGUUGUUGACACCCCAACCAUUACUUCCAAAGACUUCCCCAAGUGUACAGGUUCCAAUCCACACAGAAGCGACAUUAGUCACAGAGGUAGACAUAAAUGACGUCCCACUAAAUUGCAGGAACCUUCUUACGAAAGGGAAAACACAGGAGGAGAUUCGACAGUUUAGUGGAGCUGCCAUCUCCACAAAAGGCCAUUACAUGUCUGAAGUGGAAAAAGGAGAAGGACAAAGACCUUUGUAUUUGCAUGUCCAAGGAAAGACGCAAGAACAAGUCAAUAAAGCUGUGAUGAGAAUAAAGGAGAUCAUCUCUGAGGAUGUGAUGAGGGCUUCAGCAGCAUCUGGAGGACAACAGUUGCCUGUAAUACCACCAAUUACACUCUACCCUCAGCCUCCCCGACCUGCCAUUCCUGCACCUGUGCCACGGAUGCCCAUCACCAACUCGGUAUCAGGCCAGGGGCAUCGGCCUGCGGCUCCUCAUUCAGGGAAUUUUGUGCACACAAAGAUUUUUGUGGGUCUGGACCAUGCCUUACCCUCAUUCAAUGUGAAUGAAAAGGUUGAGGGUCCUGGUGGUUCUUACCUGAAUCACAUCCAGACAGAGACGGGGGCUCGGGUCUUUCUCAGGGGAAAAGGUUCUGGCUACAUUGAACAAGCAUCUAAACGAGAGUCCUUUGAACCUCUUUAUGUCUACAUCAGCCAUCCAAAUCAAGCUGGAUUGGAUACGGCGAAGAAACUGACUGAGAGUCUGCUAAAAACUGUGACAGAUGCAUAUGCCCGAACAGUGUCGACAUACACACCCACCAGCUCAAACCAACCAUAUGCAGCACAUGGAUUUCCACCUAAUAGCAAUUACUCUAGCCAGGCGUCCUGGUAUAGCUACCCAGCAAAUGGGUAUGCUGGUGGCUAUUCAGCGUACCCAGGAGCCGGUGGUUAUUGGAGUAAUGCAAAUGGUCCCCCAAGUCAUUCUAACAUUUCGACAAACCCUCCAUCUUCUCAGGCAAUGGUUCAGUAUCCAGUGUGUCCAAGGAACCCGCAUCCAUAUCUCAACCAGAAGGAUCCUGGAAGCAGCGAGACAGUGGAGCCUGAAGCAAGAUUAAGCAUCCACCCUGAGCCAGGAAGUCCUAAACGUUUGCAGGAGGAGGCAGAAAAGGAACAGCCCACAGCCAGCCUUCCAGACAGUCCUCCUCAUGAUGAGUCCACAUGCUUGGCCUCCAGCGUUGCAGACGACAAUGCAGAAGAAAGGGUUCUGAUGCCUCCGCCUCCACCUCCGUUGGUGACUCCUGCAGCUAUUACACGCAAAAGGCCAAGAGACACAGUGACAGAAGAUGAAGUCAGUUUGCCCAGCAGCACCGCACCAAUGGCUGUUACAGGUUGUCAAGCAGAGGUGUGCAAGAAGCAGUCAAAAUUGGAUGAAGAUGCAUCUGGGCUGGUGCCCUAUGGAGGAGAUUCCUCCGAUGAAGAGGAGGAAACGACACACAGCAGUAAGACGGAUAACUCAUAACGCCAACUCUGUUCCCUUCCUGUUGUUUAGGAGAUCCACAGCCCAAAGUGUAGCUGUCUUAAAAAGUUCUCAAAAGUAUUAAAAGGAAAAUCCACCCCUGUAUUAUUUUACAGUUCACAGACCACAACAGUGUUUUCCAUGUUUUCUCCUGUUUACUACAAACCAUUUCUGUAUCAUUGCUGACUUUUUUCAAAGUAAAGUCAUAAAUGUUUGAGUUUUGUAGAUGCAUUUUCCCCAACGCCUGCUCUUCGGUUUAAUUUAUUUGGACUGUUGCGUACUCAGCACCUGUAUAGCUAGUAUUUUGAUUGGCUGGCAGUAGUAGAGUAGUUUUUACAUUUAAUAGGUUUGUCUAACAUUUCAGAAACAGUUUUUAAAAAAUGCCCACCAUGAUUUCAGAUUACCAUUAUGGUAGACAUGGGCCGGUAUGAGAUUUGGACGGUAUGAUACCCGUGGGCAAAAAUACAGUGGUUUCACGGUAUUAUGUAUAGCGUUAAAAUGUGCUUUAACAACAUUAUGACUAUUUGCAUAUGAAACACGUGUGAUGCAGGCACACAAAUUGACGUGAUGUCUACCACUACGAGCUCUAUACCACUGUUAAAUUUAGAGAAAAUACCAAAAUAAUAGUCUCUCUUUUACACAUGUAGCAUCUGCCCCGUGUGAAACAUGACUUACUUGCUGAGGGAGAAACGUGGCUGGAAUAAGGUCCGGAACUCUGGAUGCUCAAUAUUGGUCCGGCUUCACCAACAAAGUGCUUUGAAAAGAUGUAUUUGUCCUUUUUGACAUGUUUGUGUGAGAAAUUUGGUCGACCACAAGCAUGACUCGAGUCCACCAUUUGUACUUCUCAGUGGUAUCAAAGAUGGGAUAAAGUUUACUCCUUUCACGUAAUCCUUUGCAGGUAUCUUGAAUCAUUCCCUGUCUGACACAGGCCAUAGCUACGGUGCUUUGUUGCCACCGUUUUUGGCUUGAAGGGCUCUUCACAGAAAAUAAAACGAGAAAGCCGACUUGGUCCUUUUAGACAGAGGGAAAAGUUCAGCGCAGGCUUCGCCUCUUUCAGCCAUGAUGCAGAGCUAGCUAAUGUUAGCUGCCUGUUUGUAAACAGAGACAGAGGUGUGCGCCAGGGGGGAGGGCGGCAGCAGCCACUUCCGCUCUGCCUGUCAAGAAUUAUCAUAACCCGCUCAUACCAUAGGGACGGUAUAACAGAAAAUUUUUGUGGUUUUGAUACAGUGGCCUUGUCAUACUUUUCGGUAUACCGUGAAACCAGUUAUCGGCCCGUGUCUACAUUAAGGCCAGCCUUACCAGUAACCUAAGAGGAUAACUUGAUGUCUUUGGCAUUGGGGCUUUCUGGAGAAUCACUGAGUACUGUGAAUAUGAUUUAAGGUCAUGUGAGUGGUUACUUAAGACUCACGUAAAGCCUGCUGCAUGCAUCAUGAGGGAAUGACAGCUGAAACACUUCAGUUGCAGUGAGAUUGCUGACCUUGAGCCAGUAUUCAGGUGUCUGAUUUAGGACUACAGGUCUGUCUUGGUGAUUCCUGGUUGGUACCCAGAUCCAUUGACUGAGUUGAUGGUGAUAUGACAAUGCAGAACACUAGCAUAUGCUCCUAAACUAAUUCUGAAUCAUACCAGGUCCUUGAUGGCAACUACCCAGGGAGACAAUCAUUCCAUCCUUACCUCUCAAAGGUACACAGCCAGGUGAAAUGUGGGCAUCCCCUUGCCAUUUUCCAACCACUGGAGUCCUCAACCUUCAAGCAUCUGCAUGCUUGAUCAUGAGCAGAGAAAUGUGCCAUGUGGCCAAAAUGUCGUAGCUGGAGUUCCUUCGUUAUACAAGUGAUGCUCAUCUGAAUUUCCUUAAGUAACUGCUUGAAACUGAGUCAUUUCAGCUACACCCAAGGAUCCUCCGUACAGACCUAAUACCAAAGACACCUUGUCAUUGCCUUAGAUAACUGGUUACAGUCCAGCUUUCAUAACCACACUGAAAGACAGGACCCUAAAGAUGUGGAUCUUUCUUCUCCUACAAAGAUGUUGGUAUCGAGAAACGCCUCUCUAUCCAGCAACAUCAUGACUCGAGUAGCUCUUCCCAAGUAUGUCUAAAUCCCAACAAACACUCUAGUUUACAAUCUAAAAAAAAACUAACUCUGGGAUUUUUAUACUCCCCAGAAAUUUAAACAAUGAGCAAACAGGUUUAAAGCUGCUUUAAACCAUCUUCAGCCAGUCUAUCCCCAAUGUGGAACAAUUUUAAUACCAUCCCCCACCCCACCCCAAUCUAGAUAAAGCUAUUUUAGGGUGUAUUUUCAUUUAGUGCUGUUGUCAAACCCAAUUUAAAAACACUAUAAAGCAGUUUAUGUUUGGUACAAAACGUCCAGCUCAGAAUUAUCCACACACUUGAAUUUUAAGUACAGAAUUGAAAAUAUGUUCAGAAAUAAAUGCAGAUAUUUAAUGAAAUCUGUAAAGUUAUUGAACAACAAAAUGCUUUCAUAUACAGGAAUAACAAAAUACAAAUGUUGGUUAGCUGAUGUUUAUUGGCCAGUGUUCUUGAGAUGUCAGUGGAUGGAUACCGGAACAUUUCCAAGUCACUUAAUAUGUCAUAAACGUCUUUUAUAUCAAUCAUUCAGAAACACGAGCAGCUUGGUAAAUCUAUCUGGAGUGACCGUGCUAGAAGGAAACAAGUGAGGGAAGUCACAAAGAUGCCCAUUCUGUAGCUGUGAUUGGAGAAACUGGCCAUAAUAGAACUUUUUUUGCCUGCUGGACCUUAUAGGUUCAUGGUGGAGUGCCACUGAAAAGCACAUUAAUAUAUAAGAAAACUCUCCCUCCUGUCAAACUGUAGCUGAAAUUUCACAUCUUUUCAAUAAAGUCAUUGUCCGCAUUUCUGAACAUACUUGAGAUUUUGUACUUUAACAUCAAGGUUGUUAAUAAUUCAAAGCAGGGCUUUAACAGGAUUUUGGGUGGAUCUCUUAAAAAACUGCAUUUAUAAUUGUAAAAAUCUACAAAUGUGAUUUUCUUACCUUGAAAUAAUUUUCCUUUCAAAUUAUUCAUCAAAAAGUCCUUUCUUUUGUCUCCCAUUAAUGGCUCUGCUGCACUUACUGCUGGUAUUGAUACAUAUUGUAAAAUUCAGUGAAACCUUUUCUUAUUUUGGAAAAUGGUGUCUGCCUGUUCCCAUGGAAUACUGUAAUAAAAACUAAAAUUA
Molecule: messenger RNA, 5061 nt
Organism: Thalassophryne amazonica
Lineage: Eukaryota; Metazoa; Chordata; Actinopteri; Batrachoidiformes; Batrachoididae
Product: KH homology domain-containing protein 4-like
Exons: 14
Coding region: 105-1880 (591 amino acids)
Cellular component (GO): nucleus
Molecular function (GO): RNA binding
Source: RefSeq, a predicted model, not a curated record